UUUUUAAGCACAAUCCUUCUAUAUUUAGAGGAUUAUAAUUCACUGGUACAGUUUUAAUUUUUAUAUGAAAUGUCUCCUUUAAAAGGCCAUAAACUUUGUGGGUUUUACAGGCCAUAAACAAGGGGCUGCAAAAUCAGCAGUACCUUAUUCAUGACUUUUUAUAUUACAAUGGGCAGUUCACUCUGAAAUGGAUGGUUAUAAUGAUGCCACAGUGGCAUUUUGAGACAAACAUCAAUUCUUUUUCUUUUUUUAUAUGCUUUGUGGCUAUUUUUUUUACUGGGUUGUUGUGUUUUGCUGCUCUCGCUGUAAGCUCCGCUGAAACAGGGAUUUGUGUCAAUGUCUUAUUUCUGUAAGAAGCUGUAAAAUAUUUUUUGGCUCUAUGUAAAUAACAUAGUAACAGACAUUGUGUGCCAAAUAACCAUAACAUCGGUAUCACAAUGAAAUAUACAUUAAUAAUUUUAUGUUUAUUUAAUAAUGCAUAGAAGUUCUCAUGUCAUUACAUUAUUUCAAAUUAGCAUGGUUCAGGUUCCUCCCCCAAUGUCUAGCUCCUUCUCCCAACCAUUCUGCUAAUUACUCAAGUUAAACUCACUACAGUGCAAAGCCCACAUUCAGGGGUUGCCAGUUUUGUUGAGAUCAUGUGAGGAGCCACAGUGAACUUUCAGUUCAGUUGACACAUGGCACCAUCAGGGAAAAAGGGCCCAGGAGCCAAAUGAACACAGUUUAAAACCCAAAUUGGCUGCUGCAACCUGUAACCCAAGUCAAGAGGCCAAGCUAAGAAGCCCAAGAGCAAACCAGAAGCCAAUACAAAUGCACACUUGACAUUUUUCAAAACCUCCUUAUUCAGAGCUGUUUGGGUGGGUGCUUUCAUUGCAGAUGUAAAAUAACUCUAAUAAAGCUUAUUCUGCCUUCCAAUUUGGAAUAAAGUUUAAUGUUAUCCUAAAGAGGCUUCAGAGACAACUCUUGGGAUCUCAUGACACGCUGAUGUUGGGAAAAGGCAAAGUUAAUUAGUGAUGGAGUGAUGCAUGAGGAAUUCUAUGAAGCACUGCUUCUUAUCUUAGCAUUUAUAUUGGUAUUGAGCGCAGUCUUUGGCAGAAGUGGGGUCUCUAUUCGAAUGUAACUCGUAGGGGAGGGCGGCUCCUUAGAUUAGGGGGCCCCCAUACUGGCGAAUACUGCCCUUGCUAAGGAGAUAUGCGAGUUAGUAGAAGAGAGAAAAGCAGCCGAUUUAAUCAAAUUCUUUCCAUGUUUUGACUGGCGUUUUUGUCGUACGUCUGGCAGUCGCGUCCUGCCCAGGUGAGUGUGGCUGAGACCUCCGCCGAGCGAAGCAUUGGGUGCAAUUACUAGGAGUGUAAAUGUAAGUACGUUCCCCAGCCUGGAACGCCGGGAAUAAAAACAAAAGAAUACAAUACACUUGCAACACAAGGCUCCUCGGCGCCCACAAACCCGGCGCAAAACCAGCAGAACAGAAUUAGAGGCAGCACAGAGUCCCGCUAACUGCAUUCGGUUUCACCAGCCCAGCCUUCCUAUAGCCCGGUAACCUUAAUUCCAAGCAGACUCCGGAAAUGUAGGUAGAACGUGAGGCGUUUAAGUGUGCGUAUCUGUUGGGGAGCGCUUUGUGGCGAGGCCUCCUAUCGCUACUACAUCCAGCGGCAGUAUUGCCCCAACCCCUCCUGAGGACACCUUUCCCUCCCACGUGCUUUCAUCGAGAGUGGCGCGGCAGUGAAGUAGUUAAUCUCCUGGCGGAAGCAUCCUGUGCGGAGCCGCGUCACUGCAGAGUCACAUCCCGAGCGGUCGCGCGUAUCCCUCCUCCUCCGCUGCCGCCGCAGCGCUAAUAAAUCCCCGGUGGUGUUUGCGGCUGUAAAAGCCCGGUACGGAAUAUCUGGUGAGCGUCGCUAGGCCGCAGAAAUCGGAUAUUUGUUGUCUGUUUACCCGGACUUCUCUUCAAACGCUGCAAGUAGGGCCUGCGGCCUGAGCGCUCGCAUCAGAGAUAUCCUCCCGGCUCAGCUGGACUACUUUUUCUCCGGGCAGGGAAGAUGGCGGCUAUUCCCUGAGCUAAGUGGUAGCUAAGAGGCCUAGAGAGGGAAAAGCGACAAGAAGAAGAACGACUUAGGAGACACCAGAGUGAACUAAGCCAGGGCAUGGACUGAAAGAGGCCGGGACCACAGCUCGGGGUGCCCAGGUUCCCCCUGCCUCUAUUUCCCGGACUCUGUAUCGGGUGACGGGGGUGAAAUGCUACCCCGGUGGGGGUCCUGGCUGCCCCGGCAAUUGUAAAGGUCUCCCAGGACGGGAGGAUCACAGAUUUGGAAAAGGAAUGGAUGAACAAAAAGCAUCCAGUGAGGACAAAGAAUCUGAAGCAUCCGCUGAUGAAAAUGCUUCUGAUGGGGCUUGUGAAGCAGAAGGGGAUGAGCCCAUCCAACCCGUGCAACCAAACCCAACUGAUGUGGACGAGGAAUCUUCAGUCCCACAAUGCAUCAGUGAUUCCAAAAACAGGAGCUGUGCUCUUUGCAACUGUGGAGAGUGGAGCCCUCAGGGCCAGAGGGAACUUCUGCGGUUUGAUCCUUCACCAGAUCACCCAGUGUUGGUUCCUGGCCCCAUUCAGGUGCAAGAAACUUCCACACAGAUUUCAGACCCCACUCUAAUUGGCUUUGCAGAGGGUGUGUCAUCUACACAACUUUUUGAACCUACAGGACACUGUUGGGCUCAUCAUUGGUGUGCAUCUUGGUCAGCAGGAGUCAUACAUGUUGAAGGGACUGGACUGAUCAAUGUGGACAAAGCUGUAUACUCAGGGAUAUCACAGAAAUGUGAAUACUGUAAUCGGAUGGGUGCUACCAUUCAGUGCCACUCGACAGGGUGUUUGCGCCGGUACCAUUUUCCCUGCGCAGCUGCGAGUGGAUCCUUCCAGUCCAUGAAGACCUUAAAACUGCUGUGCACUGAACAUCUUGGAGAAGCUAUUGCAAUGGAUGACUCUCGUUGUGUGCUGUGCGACAAGCCUGGUGACCUCAUAGACCUCCUCUUCUGCACCAGUUGCGGGCUGCACUAUCAUGGCACCUGUCUGGAAAUCACAGUCUCGCCACUAAAACGCUCAGGCUGGCAAUGUCCUGAAUGUAAAGUGUGCCAAACCUGCAGGCAGCCAGGGGAAGACACAAUGAUGCUUGUAUGUGAUGCCUGUGACAAGGGAUAUCACACCUUUUGUUUAAAACCAGCUAUUGAGUGCUUGCCCACUGACUCAUGGAAGUGCAAGACCUGCCGUGUUUGUCGCAUAUGUGGGUCUCGGACAGCACACAUGGAACCUGGCAGUCAGUGGUAUGACAAUUAUUCAGUGUGUUCAAAAUGCCAAGAGAAGAGGAAUCGGGCAGAAACUUGUGUCUUGUGUAGUCACGCUCUGCCAAAGGAGAAGUGUCCCAAUUGUAUCAAUGUCCAUCAAACCGUUUGUGCACAAGCUGAUUACUCUACACCGUGCAGUGCUAAUAGCCCAUUAACUGAUAAAAGGCAAUUGCUGCAGGAAAAUGGCAGUGAGAUCUCUAACACAGAGCUGUCAGAAUGUGAAGCCAAACCACUAGGGAUGUCAGAGAUGAAUCUGGAUCCCCUUCAGAAGAAAGUUUCAUCUGAAACACUGAUGGAGCCUAUAUCGGAUUCUAUGUCUCUGGAGGAUAUUGUAACAACGGAAGAAGAUGGUCCUUCCACUUCUGACAAUGAAGCUGCUGAGGCACCUCCUAUAAUGACCGUGCCGUUAAGGGAAAAAAGCCCACCCCCUUUGGAAGCUGAACUGCCACCUCUAAACACCAUGUCUGAUGCUUGUGAUUUACUUGAUGAGGCUCCUGUGCUGGUCACUGUAGAAGAUGAAGAAAUGGAAACCGAAGAUACAGAGACUGAGAUUCAUGAGGUGCAAAAGGAAGUGACUGGUUUAGCGCUUGUUAGCUCCAGCAUUAAGACUGCUUCCCCUACUUUAGUUUCUGAUACAUCCCAGGCAUGUGCCUCAGUGAUUGAAGGCUCUGACAUAAGGUUUACAGACACCGUACAUCUAACUAGUGGGCCUUGUCAGAGUCCUUCAAAGACACCUAGCUGCUCUCAACAACCAUCUCUUUCAGACUCUGAAAUGACUAUUGAGUCCGAAGAUCCUCCCUGCCAGCCUAAUACAGAGAUGUUGAAUAAUGACAAUACAUUUUGUCAAGAACAUUUUGGGGACUACUCUGUUAACAAAGAUCAAGGGCCACUCAGGCCUGGUCUUAUAAAGUCUGACAUUGUAAAUGAGAUCUCUAAUUUGAGCCAGGGGGACACCACAGGUAGCUAUCAUGGCUCUGAUGCACUAGGUUCCCCUGACCCUGAGGGCGGGUCCCUCUCUAUGGAGAUGUGUUUGCAUAAAGAGGAUGGAUCUUUGCGGUUGUGCAAUGACUCUAUAACAGAGACCGAUGAUUCUCUGCUCUAUGAUCCCUCUGGGGGAAAACUAGAUGCUGAAAAGACACGUCGAAAAAGCUCACCAGGACGCUCAAGGGUUAAACAAGGUCGAAGUAGCAGCUUUCCUGGAAGAAGACGACCCCGAGGGGGAAGUGGUUCUGGAACUAGUCGAGGUAGAGGAAGAUCUCGACUAAAAUCUACAGCUUCUUCCAUAGAGACUCUUCCGGUGGUAGAUGUGGAGAGCUCUCCCAGCAAAGAGGAGGAGGAGGAAGAGGAUGAUACCAUGCAGAACACAGUUGUGCUUUUUUCCAACACUGAUAAGUUUGUUCUCAUGCAGGACAUGUGUGUUGUAUGCGGUAGCUUUGGUCGAGGCUCAGAAGGGCAUCUGCUAGCGUGUUCUCAGUGUUCUCAGUGUUAUCAUCCAUACUGUGUAAAUAGCAGGAUCACCAAGGUGAUGCUUCUAAAGGGCUGGCGAUGUGUGGAGUGCAUUGUCUGUGAAGUGUGUGGGAAAGCUACAGACCCUUCUCGCUUACUGCUCUGUGAUGACUGUGAUAUCAGUUACCACACAUAUUGCCUAGAUCCACCACUACAUACAGUGCCCAAGGGUGGCUGGAAAUGCAGAUGGUGUGUGAGCUGCAUGCAGUGUGGUGCAGUCACUCCUGGAUUUCGUUCAGAGUGGCAAAAUAACUAUACACAUUGUGCACCAUGUGCCAGUCUGGUAAGCUGUCCUGUUUGUCACCUUAAGUACUUGGAGGGAGAUCUUCUUAUCCAGUGUCGUCACUGCGAGAGGUGGCUACAUGCUGUGUGUGAAAAUUUGUUCACGGAAGAAGAGGUUGAGCAGGCUGCAGAUGAGGGCUUUGACUGCUCAUCAUGUCAGCCAUUCAUCCCUAAGCCAGUGGUUCCAAUUGUCAUUCCAGAAAGUCCAGUAAAGCUUAAGGAACCAGCUGCUUCUUCUGCAGAACCCCAGUACUUCCGUUUCGAUGGAGUUUGGUUAACUGAAGCAGGCAUGGCAGUGUUGAGAAGUCUUUCUCUGUCUCCAAUUCAAAAAAAGAAGCCCCGACGUUCACGGUUAUGCACAGGAGGAGAGGUUUUUAUUGAUGGCCCUGACACAGUAGGGACAGAAGAACGCAAAGAAGGGGAAGUUGAGUGUGAAGAUCAUAAAUCUGACCACUGCAAUGUGGAGCCCAUGGAGUGUGAUAUAAAGACAGAGGCAAUGGGCAGCCCCGAACGGGAAGCAUGUGCAGAGACAGAACCAGUAAAAGGCAUGGAAGAUGUUGAAGAUGUUAAAAAAAAGAAAAGAAAACCCUACAGGCCAGGUAUUGGAGGUUUUAUGAUCAGACAGAGAAAAACCCAUACGAGGACAAAGAAGGGACAUGCAGCUUUUCUCGAGGCCUUCAGAGAGAGCCAAAAUCAAGAUGUUCAUCCAGAUGAUGCUGCCCCUCCUGAAACCCCUACAGAAACUGGUCCAGAAACGACAAUUACAGAAUCUGAUGACAAAAAGAAGCGAAGAGGCAGAAAAAAGAGCAAACUGGAGGAUAUGUUUCCAGCAUAUCUCCAGGAAGCCUUUUUUGGUAAGGAAUUAAUAGAUCUUGGCAAGCAGGCCCUUUUGGCAUCCCGUCCAGUUUCUCACAAGCCAAAACCAGCACAGGGUGCUACCUUGCCACCACAGGGCUCUGUUCAAACAUCAUUGCAAAGCACAGCUCCCUCAGCAGAGCCUGUAAAUGCACCUACUCCUGCAGUACCAGUGGAAGAGUCGGACAGCAGUGAAAUGAAGGCAGAGAAAUCAGAGGAUGCAUCCGAGGCAGAGGUCCUGAAUGUUGCAGCAGUUACUCACAUGGAAGAGAGAAUUACAGUUCUGCUCCCAGAGGGAGCCCUCGGGUCGGAUCUGGAUAAAAUCUCCAUGGAGGAACUUCCUAAGAUGGAGAACACAGACAUACAGCAAAUGCUAAAGGAUGUGCUAGGGCCAACAGACCAGGAGCCGACUUUAAACAACAUUGGUGGCAGGAUGGAUAGUUCAACUUCUGGAGCAACUAGCCAGUCCCCGCAGACCUUUCUGCAAGGUGUGUCCCAUCCUACUACUUCUUAUGUAGAGUCUUUUUCACAGUCUGGAUUCUUGGAGAACAGGAAUUCUGUAUUCAGCCCUGAACACUGUGAUAGUGAGAGCUCUUGGCCUACAGCCUCCACUCCAACUACACCUACUGCUGAAGGAGAGGCUGAUGGCCUGUCCUACAACCAGCGUAGCCUACAAAGGUGGGAGAAAGAUGAAGAGCUGGGUGAACUUUCAACCAUAUCACCUGUCCUUUAUGCUAACAAGAAUUUCCCUAAUCUCAAACUGGAAUACCCGGAUUGGACCAGUAGGUGCAAGCAGAUCAUGAAGUUGUGGAGAAAAGUUCCAGCACCCGAUAAAGCACCAUAUCUGCAAAAGGCCAAAGACAAUCGUGCCGCACAUCGAAUAAGCAAGGUUCAGAGGCAGGCAGAAAAUCAGAUCAACAAGCAGGCCAAAGUAGAAGUUGCACGAAAAAUAGACCGUCCAGUGCUUCAGCUUCAAAUCCCACCCCAUUCAGGAUCUCAGCCUGGUUCAACCCCAGAUUUUAGGACUGGUGUUCCAACUGCACAAGAUCCCUUUCUGUCUAGUGGCUCUGUUUUGUCUACCUCCUCAGACUUGUUUUUAAAGCCUUCACCAGCUGGCACACCAGGGGUGGAGUCACCUGGUGAUGUUUUCUUUAAGUUGCCACCCCCUUCACCAUCCCAGGAGCACAUGAACAGUUCUCCUGCUUACUCUUUGGAUCCUCGAUACCAGUCUUCCUUAGGACAGUCUCCAGUUUCUUGUGGAUCCUUCCAGACUAUGUCUGGCACUGAGAAUCACCCUGGACCCAAUGCACAACAAGCAACUCACAACUUGGAUUACCAGAGCUCUCACCAAGCCACUACCCAUCACCAACCUCUUACUCCAGAGCCCUUUAUUAAACCACGUUACCCAGCUGGGUCCCUUGAUAACCUGUCAUUGAUAGGGAGUCCUGGUCCACGAUUAAGCCAGUCAUCUGAAAACUCUAGCAAACCUGGUGAACCAAUGAUGUCUCCAUCACGCUAUGGGGAUCCCAAGAGACACUCUGAUGGAAUGCUUUAUCAGGUGAAAAAGGAAGAUGUUGGUUCUCCUGGUUAUCCCCACAGUGUUGGAUCUGCUGAUGGAACAGCAGAGAUGAAAUUUGAUGUGUUUAAAGCACCUCUAACUCCACGGACAUCACAGAUUGAGCCUCAUAGCCCUGCAUCAUCCCACAGAGAUCCACACUUGUAUGCACAAGUGACAUCACCUCAGCACCACUCUGACAUGUACAGGCAAUCAUCAUCUUCUGUUUCAUAUACAGAUCCCUACUCCCAGCCACCCUUAACUCCUCGGCCCCAGUCAUCAGAAGGAAGCUGUACUUUGAAUCCCCGAUCUAUAUCCUCAGAUUCCUUUACUCGUGUCCCAACAAGCCCACAGUCUCAGGCCAGUUCUCAGUCCCCACUGACCCCUAGGCCACUUUCUGCGGAAGCAUUUUGCCAAUCUCCAGUGACCCCACGAUUUCAGUCUCCAGACCCAUACUCACAACCUCCCUCUAGGCCUCAUUCUCGUGACCCUUUUGCACCAUCUCACAAACCUAAUCGACCCCAGGUUACAGAACAAGGGUUUAAACCUUCCAGUCAACUUCUGCAUACCUCUCCUGUUGGAUCAAGCUACCAAUCAUCCCAGGAGGUCCACCCUAAAGUACCAGUGAAUCAGCAACAGAAUUCAAUGUUUUCUCGCUCUCCUGGUGCCAGUGUUUUUCCAAAUGCUCAGAAUCAAUUGUGUUUUACUUUCCCCCAUUCACCUGGGGAUAGUGUUAAAAGUUCCCCCUCACACCAGCCUAACCUUCCUUCUUCUCAUUCAAUGAACACCUUUCAUCCCAACAAGCCUCAGAGUUAUGCCUCUCCCAACAGCAACACUCCCUCUUUCCAUGCAGCCAACAGCCCACAUUCAUCUGGAAAUAGCAGCACUUCUGAUGUAUAUGCACAAUCACCUCACAGACCUCCUUCAGUUUUGCCUCAAGAACAGACAUUUCAGUCCCCUAGCCAACGUCAAGGCCUUAAUUCUCCAGCAGAAAAGCAGAGGGAAGACCUUAGUGGAACUGCAAAUGCACUUGGCACAACUCCCAAAGAAGGGCCAGAACUUCAGAGCACUCCUGAUCCAGCGCUGAGUAAUAUGAGCCAGACAGAGCUGGAAAGACACAGACAGAGACAGAGAUUACGAGAGCUCUUAAUCAGACAACAGAUGCAGAGGAACACUUUGCGUCAAGAGAAAGAGGCAGCUGCAGCUACACUGAGUUCAUCCCAUCCAGGGUGGAGUGCUGAGCUGAGCGGGCAAAGCUUUGAUACUGUGGGGCGAGUUGGGAUAUACCCCUCUGCACAGGAAAAAGCGAGUCUCUCAGUUAUACCUGCCUCUCCUGGUACAAGUAAACCUUCUGCUCAGUCUUUCCCCCAAGAUGAUCGACUGAAUAUGCCUUUGCCUAAUGCAUCUCCUGGGACUGUUGACAAUUCUGGAAGGCAAUCUGUUGAAACAACACAAACUUUUUAUGCAAGAGGCCCCUUUCCUGAUCAAGCACAGGUGUGGCAGUCGCCAGUAGCAUCUCAGAGGUCUGUGACUCCAAACCGCCCUUCAUUAACACCUUCAUUGACUAGUGGAGGAAUUGUGCGGUUUCCUUUUCCAGGCGAUCAGAUUACUUCCUCUUCAGUUACUGUAGGUGGAGCACCUUACAUUGAGCUGCGGCAUCAUGCACCAAAAUUACCCAUUGGUACUACUUUUUCCCCUCCAGUCUCGCAAACCAGACCACGUUUUUAUUUGGCAAGUGAAGGGGGAAAUCCUCCUUUGAUACCUGGGGUUGUUAGAACUGAUGGAAACCCCAUACAAAUGCCAGUGAUGAGAAACCCAUUGCUGCAAGUUCAGAAAUCACUAACUUCCACCCCUUUGACUCAUCAUGCAACACAUAUGGUUGGUGUCCAACAGCCACUUCAUGCAAAAGUGGAAGCUAUUCCUGAAAUAACACAGCAUCAGUCCAAUUUGCAAACACCAGCUCCAGCUCUUUCUGAAGGAGCAAAGGAGGGAACAUCUGCUGGUGUGGAGGGUGGAAGAGUUCAUUGUGAUGACCCCCCGGAACUUGAUGUUGAUUUUGACACACACAAAGAUUUGGAAGACGAUGAUUUGGCGAAUUUAAGUCUUGACGUGGCUAAAGCAGAUGAUGAUUUAGGCAAUCUUGAUAACCUUGAAACCAAUGACCCGCACCUGGAUGAUCUCCUAAAUGGUGAUGAAUUUGACUUACUAGCUUACACUGAUCCUGAAUUAGAUACUGGGGACAAAAAGGACAUUUUCAAUGAACACUUGCGUCUUGUUGAAUCUGCAAAUGAAAAAGCAGAGGAGGAAGCGUUAAUGAAGAUGGAACCUGACAGCAGCGAUGCCAAAACAGACUGCCUUCCCAAAAAAAUUCAGCAGGAAGUGUCAGUAAAUGCAAUUGUGGAAACAACCAAAGACAAAUUGACUGGUGACUUGGGACUUGAAUUACCUCAUAGUGGAGGGGGAAAGGUAGCCCAAAUUCCAUCUACAGCUGAAACAAAACCUGCCUUCAGUGGUAAUUUUAAACCAAAAACAGAAGAUGGUGGCAUGAAGUCUAGCAAUUGUCAGUUUAGUACAAGUAAUCAAGUGUCUGUUAAAAUAGAACCUAGCCAUGGCAAUGAUAAAAAUGUGCUUGGCAUUGGUUUGGUAAAGUCGGGAACUGCCCAUAAUGUAAACCCUACUCAAGCUACAAAUCAAGGGGCUCCUGUAUUCUCAAACCAAGACACUGCAGUUGCAGGCCAGAGCAGUCUAAUACUUGGAAAUUUUGAGUUAGAUGAUGGUGCUCUUGGUCUCCAGGGUGCUAGGCAGUCUCCUAGUGAUGAUCUUGAUAAAAUGGAGAGCUCCCUAGUAGCCAGUGAACUUCCCCUUCUUAUAGAGGACCUUCUGGAACAUGAGAAAAAAGAACAGCAGAAAAAACUAAUGUCAGGACCACAUGCAGAGGGAGUACCACAGCACCCUAUGAUCACUCAUCCAACUUUGUCAGCUCAGUCAGGACCCCAUAUUCAACAGCAUCAAGAUUCUCACCAGGCAAAUUUAGUAGGACUUGGACUUGUACCGAGACAGGCGAUGAAUGCAACUUCCCAACUUCUGAGUCCACAGCAUCAAAUACAGCAGAGAAUUGCUGGAGCACCACUCAGCACUGUCAUGGAUUCUUCUCUUGCAGGGACUCCUAAUCAAGCCCACUUAUUAGGGGGUCAACACAUGGUGCAAACUGGUAUAUCCCAAACUCAAGGUCUCACUCCAAAACCUAUGAUCGGGCAGCAAAUUGGAGUGAAGCCACAGCAGCUGGUUAUGCAGCAGCAGCAGCAGCAAUUGACAAACAACAUAUUUCCCGAUACAGAUCUGGACAAAUUUGCAGCUGAUGACAUCAUGGAUCCCAUUGCAAAGGCAAAGAUGGUUGCCUUAAAGGGAAUAAAGAAAGUGAUGGCACAGGGGAGCAUUGGUGUCACCCCUGCUAUGAACAGGCAACAGGUCUCCCUCCUUGCCCAACGACUAGGGGUUCCUGGAGCACCUGAAUCUAGCAGCCAAACACCUGCAGCUGUAGCACAGGAAAGGUGCAGCAUGGACACAGCUCAGCCACGUCCCAAUCCACCUGCAUUUGUUCAGGGAGUAAUCAAUGAAGCAGAUCAACGGCAGUAUGAAGAGUGGUUGUUUCACACUCAGCAGCUCUUGCAGAUGCAGUUGAAAGUCCUUGAGGAACAAAUUGGUGUUCAUAGGAAGUCCCGAAAAGCUUUGUGUGCUAAGCAGCGAACAGCCAAGAAGGCUGGUCGUGAAUUUCCAGAAGCCGAUGCAGAAAAGCUAAAGCUGGUCACAGAACAACAAAGCAAGAUCCAGAAGCAACUUGACCAAGUUCGUAAGCAACAAAAAGAGCAUACAAAUCUUAUGGCAGAGUAUCGAAAUAAACAGCAGCAACAUCAGCAACAAAAUUGUGGAGUUCUUCCUGUCAGUCCUAAUCAGAACUCUCGUGUUCUAACAAAGGCACCUGGCCAACUCAUUGCAGGACAUGGUAUGCCACAAGCAGGGUCUAUACAACACAGUCAGCUGGUUGGACAGAGUAGUAGUCUUCGUAACCUUCAGUCAAGCAUAACCAUGCAAACCCAACAGGGCCCCUCCUAUGUUCAACCCAUACCUCAGCAGCACCAGGCUGGUAACACAGCACUUCCAGGAACUUCCAGUGGCUUUUACCCAGCAGCAUCAACCCUUCACAACCUCAAUCCUGAUCAAAGGGCAAUCCAGGAGAGACAGGUUCAACAGCAGAGGAUGCAGCUGGCUCAAAAGCUGCAGCAACAGGGGUUUCAGAUGUCACCACAAGGAAGUGUUCCUCAGGCAAUGUUGGGCAAACAGCAUGGACUAGUUGGAGAUUCCCAUGGAUUGGUGGUACAGCAGACAGGUUCUCAGUCACAACAGUCAGUUGUGGGGAAUUCCCUAGCUUCUGUGUUACAGCAGCACCCCACUCCGCAGCGACACAUUUUAAUCUCUCAGCAACAGCAGAGAGUUGUGGGAUCCUCUCCAGUAGCUCACUCACAAGGUAUAAUUAAUCAGAGGCUACUUUUGUCCCAGCCACAGCAGAACUUGCUUAGUUUAUCCCAGACACAGCAGCAAGCUGGCGUCGGUCCUCCUGCUAGUAAUUUGGUACCGCAGACGCUAAUCGGACAGAUCCCACCUACCUCCCAAGCCAUUACUGGCCAUCCUCAAAGUAAUCUGAAUGCCAAGGAUGGUAAUAUGAGAGAAAACUUGCUGGUUCAAGAGGGCGAAGAGGUACAAAGUCAGCAACAACACCUUGGUCUGCAGCAGACCUCAACAUGCAGUCCAGUAAGUCAAGAUUCUGGUGAUAAACCGUCUUGUGAUCAGGGGAACAAUGGCUCAACCAUUUCAAUUAGCCAAAAACCUGAUACUCCACAUUCUGACUCCAUGGAAGAUAUGCAGCAGCCAAAUGAAAACCUGGAAUCUGUACAAUCUCCAUUUUGUGUCACAAGUCCAGUACAGCAGCCUGUGAGACAGCAACAUAAUUUGCCUCUUCCACCAACGCAACAAGCAGUACAAAAUCUUGGUGCACAUGGGAAGACUGAUGAUGUUCAUCAUGUUACACCAGAGACCUUCCAUCCACCUUCUGUUGAUGCACCGCAAAGUACGACUGGUGAGCAACAACAAAGUUUAAUACAAGCGCAGAGAGUUGUAGGCCACAUUCAGGGUCAGCCUCAAGUGAAUGAAAUAAAUAAGGAAGUAGCUGGGCAACAUCUGGUCACUCAACAGAGGCCCUCACUUGGUAGCCAGCUGAUUACACAUGCUCCUAGUUUUGCAGGACAGACAAACAUUUCACUCAUGAAUCAAAUUAGAGCUCAGCUUCAGGCCAUAAUUGCAAAAAAUCCUCAUUUGAGGCACUUGACUGCACAACAACAGCAACAGUUACAGGCAAUCCUCAUUCAGCGACACCAACAAACUCAGAAUCAAGCUCUCAGGCAAGCAUCAUUCCAAGAUUCAACCAUACAGCCCACUCCAGUUCCAAGUGGAUCAUCUGGGGAUCAAACACCACUGAGUGGAAUGUUUCAUGUUCGUCAGACACCAUCAUCUGCUACAGAACAAGCUCAGCAAAAUUAUGCUGAGGAAAAUCACCAAGUUAACCUACAGAAAUCCAUACCAGAACAUUCAACUGGAACACAGGUGGCUGGUUGUGGUGCUGUUCAGUCUCAGGAAUCUACAACUACACAAAUUUCACAGAAUAUUUCAAAUUUUAGACAUAUGGGACACCAGUCCCAACCUCAGCAUAAAAUGCCACAGGUGCAGGGUCAACAGAUAUUGUCAGGUAAUCAUCCAUACCAAAUGCAGCAACCUCAGUUGCAACAGGAUCAGCAAACACAAAUUCAGCAGAGCCUCCAAACGCAAAAUCAGCAAGGGCAGCAGCUGCAAACAACACAAAUGCAACAGGUACAGUCUCUUCAGAUGCAGCAGGUACAACCAAACCAAAUACAGCAAUUGCAGACUCAUACUAUUCAACAGGUUCCUGUUCAGCAGCAAAUGCAACAGCAGUCAGUUCAGCAGGCACCACAGCAUCAGAUACAGCAGUUAAAUCAGAUUCAACAGCUGCAGCAAGCACAACAGCAUCAUUUACAGCAAAUGCAGCAGACUCAGCAACAGAGUCAGCAGACACAACCACAAAUGCAGCAGCAACCGGUGCAGCAAACACAACAGUUACAGCCACCACAGCAGCUAUCACAGGCUGUGCAGCAGACCCCUCUGCAAUUGCAGCAAACACAGAAGCAGGUUUUACAACAGAUACAGCAACUGCAAGCAGCUCCACAACAGAUACAACAAACACAGCAGGUUGUGCAGCUACAGCAGACAAAAUUGCAACAAAAUCAGCAGCUACAACAAACUCAGCCACAGUUGCUACAACAAGCUCAGCGGCAAGCCCAACAGCUUCAGCUGGCUCAGCGGCAAGCCCAACAGCUUCAGCUGGCUCAGCGGCAUGGGCAGCAGCUGCAGCUGGCACAACGACAGGUCCAGCAUCAGCUGCAGCAUUUUCAGAAGCAGGUUCAACAGUUACAGCAGUCUCAGCAACAAGGUCAGUCCCAGCAUCUGCAGCAGGCUCAGCAGCAAGUACAGCAGCUAUUACAGUUGCAACUGCAGCUUCAGCUACAACUACAGCAGGCUCAACAACAGAUUCAACAGCUGCAACAGGUUGAGCAGCACUCGUCUUCACAUCAAGGUCCACAGCAGCCAUUGCAACAGUCUCAGCAGCUGCAACAGACUCCACCUCAAAUUCCUCAGCAGCUGCAACUCUCUCAACCUCAGCAACUGCAUGUGGCUCAGCCACAAGCUCAGCAAAAUCUGCAGCUGCAGCAGACACAGCAGCAAGUUCAGAUGAACCAGGUUCAGCAACAGCAGCAACUACAACAACAGGUUCAGCAGCAACAGCCACAGCUGCAGCAGACCCAGCAACAGGUACAACAACUGCAACAAGCCCUGCAGCAGGGACAGCAGCAGCAGCUGCAACAGGCCCAGCAGCAAGCUCAGCAGCAGCUGCAACAGGCCCAGCAGCAAGCUCAGCAGCAGCAGCAGCUGCAACAGGCCCAGCAGCAAGUUCAACAGCAGCAGCAGCUGCAACAGGCCCAGCAGCAAGUUCAACAGCAGCAGCAGCUGCAACAGGCCCAGCAGCAAGUUCAACAGCAGCAGCAGCUGCAACAGGCCCAGCAGCAAGUUCAACAGCAGCAGCAGCUGCAGCAGGCCCAUCAGCAAGUUCAACAGCAGCAGCAGCUGCAGCAGGCCCAGCAGCAAGUUCAACAGCAGCAGCAGCUGCAACAGGCCCAGCAGCAAGUUCAACAGCAGCAGCUGCAACAGGCCCAGCAGCAAGUUCAACAGCAGCAGCAGCUGCAACAGGCCCAGCAGCAAGUUCAACAGCAGCAGCAGCUGCAACAGGCCCAGCAGCAAGUUCAACAGCAGCAGCAGCUGCAACAGGCCCAGCAGCAAGUUCAACAGCAGCAGCAGCUGCAACAGGCCCAGCAGCAAGUUCAACAGCAGCAGCAGCUGCAGCAGGCCCAGCAGCAAGUUCAACAGCAGCAGCAGGCCCAGCAGCAAGCUCAACAGCAGCAGCUGCAGCAGGCUCAGCAACUGAAACAGGCCCAGCAGCAAGUUCAGCAUCUACAACAGACACAGCAGCAGUUGCUGCAACAGGCCCAGCAGCAGCAGCUGCUACAACAAGCCCAGCAGCAAAUUCAGCAGCGCCAGCUGCUGCAACAGGCCCAGCAGCAAGUUCAGCAGAGGCAGCAGAUGCCGCAUGCUCAACAGCUGCAGCAGGCACAACAGCAAGUUCAACAACUGCAGCAGCAGACCCAGCAGCAAGUUCAACAGCAGCAGCAGCAGACCCAGCAGCAAGUUCAGCAACAGGGCCAGCAGCAAGUUCAGCAGCAGCAGGCCCAGCAACAAAUUCAACAGCAGCUGCAGCAGCAGCAGGCCCAGCAGCAAAUUCAACAGCAGCUGCAGCAGCAGCAGCAGCAACAACAGGCCCAGCAGCAAAUUCAACAGCAGCUGCAGCAGCAGCAGGCCCAGCAGCAAAUUCAACAACAGCAGCAGGCCCAGCAGCAGCAACUUCAGCAAAUGGUACAGCUGCAACAGGCCCAGCAGCAGCAGCAGGUUCAGCAACAGGCCCAGAAGCAGGUCCAGCAACAGCAGCUGCAGCAGGCACGGCAGCAGGUCCAGCAACAGCAGAGCAAGGAGCAGGUUCCACAGCAGCUGCAGCAGACUCAAGAACAAAUACAGCAACAUCAGAUACCGCAGCUACAGCAGUCACCACCAGUAGAACAUAUACAGCAGCAAGAAAUAGAGCAACAGAAUUUGACUCAGUCAUCGCCAUUGCAUCAGCCAAAGCAAAAAGAACAGCAGAUGACCCAGAUACUGGAUACAAAUCAGGCUGUACAGAUGGAACAAGCUGAACAAAAGGAACUUCCUAAGCAUACAGAACCGGUUAUGCAAACACAGCACUGCCCCUCACAGCAGAAUCCGCUUCAGCAGCACUCAUCAACAUUGUCACAGUUGCCAUCUCAUAUGUUAAUACAGCAGCAACUGCAACAAAAAAUGCCAUUGCUUCAGCAAGUGCAGCAAAUACAGACUGUGCAACUGCAGGGUCAGUCUCCGCAUUUGCAACAAUCACAGCAAGUCUUGCAACAAAUAUCUAUUCAAACACCUCAGACUUCCCAACAACAUGUUCAACAUCAGAUUCAACAGCUACAACAACAACACAUUCAGCAGCCUCAGAAUUUUCAGCAGCAUAAUAAAGCACAUGGACAAUUUCAACAUCACCAGAAUGCUCAAGUGCAACAAGUACAUUUGCAUACUCAACAGCCAGUAAACCCUCUAGGCCCACAGACUGGCUUGCAUGCACUAGAGUCACAGCAGCAGGUAGGCCAUGCCCAGUGUCAGCAACUACAAAUAAAAACCCAAAUGCUGCAGCAGCAGUCACAGCAACUGCAGCAACUUCAGUUGCAGCUUAACCAGCCUCCGCAGAUGACUAUACAAAACCAAGCUAACCAAGUUAAGCAUCAGACUCUCAGCAGCCAGCCAGCACAGCAGCAAACAAACCAACAAAUGCCACAACAAUCACAGAUGAGGCAGUCACUGUCCAUUCAUCCACCACAUACUCCGCAUUUAAAGCAGAAUCAAACUCAACAGUUGCAGCAGCAAAAACUACAGCAACUUCAGCCACAUCAGAUUCAACAGGUGCAGCAGAUUCUGCAGCUGAAACAACAGAUGCUUAAUCAACCUCCCCAGAAGCAACUUCAGCUACAACAGCAAAUUCAAAUGCACUUGCAACAGUUGCGUCAACAAGCACACCUGCAAAUAGAGCAUCAGGAACCAAAGAGAAAGACACAAGAGUCUACGGCUGUAUGCCCACAGCCUGUACCAACUUCACAGACUACAAAGAAUAAAUCCUCAGAGGAGCAUGGCGGUAUCAUAAAGCCGGAGAAUAAUCUUGCUGCAGUCAAACUUUGUUCUAGUAAUCUUUCACCACCAUCCAGGGAUGGUCCGAACCCAGAUUCCUCAUCCUCCAUAGAGGCCUCUUCAGCCUCACCCAUGUUAAGUAGUGUGCAUGAGUCUGAUGCAAAACCUGCUAAUACCGCCAGCUUUUUGCCCAAAGAGCAGCCCAAAGAAUCAGAACCAUCAAAUGACAUAAGUUGUCAGCAAUCUCCUGCAACCGGAGACAUACAUUCUGAUAGCCAGGUAGAGAAACCGGGCCAAAUAACAGAAAGUGAUGCUGGAAAAGAAUCUAACACAAAAUCAUUGACUAAUCCAAAUUCCCAUUUAGAAAAUGGGGAAAUGGCUGACUUUCCCAAGUUCCUUAAACAGGAGCCCAUAGAGCUUGGAGUAUCUGUUCAGCAGGACUUGAAGAGUGAGGCAAAUUGUGAUAAUACAUCCCUUGGGGCCAAAACAGAGGCUGGUCAUCUCUUGCUUCAGAAAUUGCUGCGUGCCAAGACAUGUCAGCUUGCUACCCAACGCUCAGCAGAUCCUCUUCAUUCAGAUAUAAAUGGUCAUAUUGACAACAAAUUAACUGUUCUUGAACAGAAACUGAAAGCUGCUUCACGGAAUCAGGAGGACAUUGCUGCAAAGAAGGCUGUCCCUAAACCUAAGAGGACACAGAAGACAAAUGAGAGGGUACCUAACUCUCGUAAAAAAAUUCGUAGAGAGGAUAGUAUCAAAUCUCCCGAUGCCAUUAUGAAACAGCUAAAGCAGGAACUAUCUCUGUUACCACUUGUGGAGCCUUCAAUCACAGCCAAUUUCAGCCUUUUUGCUCCAUUUGGUAGCAGCAGCCCUGUUAAUGGUAAAUGCCCUCUUAAAGGAUCUUUUGGCAGUGGAGCCCUGGAGAGCAUCCCAGACUACUACACACAGCUGCUUAGUAAGAAUAAUCUUAGUAACCCUCCUACACCUCCAAGCUCGCUGCCACCCACUCCACCUCCCUCUGUGCAGCAGAAAAUGGUUAAUGGGGUUACAGCAGCAGAAGAUCUGAGUGAUGCAAAGAAAGAAGCUGAAAGCAGUGCAGAAACCGAGGAUAAGAAAGGUACAGUUGAACGUAGCCUGGACCUGUUGGCAGCAUUACCUACUCCCCCACACAAUCAAUGUGAAGAUGUCCGGAUGGAGAGUGAUGAGGAAAGUGAUGUACCAGAUAGCAUUGUGCCAGCCUCGUCCCCAGAGAGUGUCCUUGGAGAGGAAACUCCAAGGUUCCCUACACUCUGUGAAGUGAAGGAAGAAGAGGAAGAAAGAGCCUUGUCUCCUGUCAUUCCUCUAAUUCCUCUUUGCUCUAUACCAGUGUUCCCAGAUGUGAAGCCUACUGAGACAUUGGAAGCUAUACCAGAGCAUUCUGGAAAGACGCUUGUGACUUCUGCUGGGGGAACUGUUUCAUGGGAGAAGUCAAAGGGCAGUGAAGUGUCUGUUAUGCUUACAGUGUCAGCGGCAGCGGCAGCAGCUAAGAGUUUAAACGGUGUUGUUGCAGCAGUUGCUGAUUUGCUGAGUAUCAAGUUACCAAGUUCCUAUGAGGUACUUUUUCCAGAGAGGGGUCUUAAAAGUACUGUACAGGUAAAGAAGCCUGAAGAUCCCUCCACAGAUGGUGAGAAGGAAAGGUCUCAACUGGGGAAGGCGGAAAACAGUACCGAUUGGCUGAAACAGCUUGACGCGGUGCUUCCAGGCUAUACGCUAAAGAAUGAGCUAGACAUACUUACUUUGUUAACACAGGAAGAGAACGCGGUUGAGAAUUCUGCACAUCAUUGUUACAUGAACAAUGUGUCUAACCUAGAUGUGAGACAGCUUCCAGUGCUACCUGAAGUAUCUUCCCCUCCACCAUCUCCUUUUGUUCCAUCUCCUGCUACCCCUGGAGAGCCUUCUGCUGAACCCGAUCCCCCAGUGCCUCUUGAACCAUUACCUAUGCCUCCAACUAUGUCUCCAGAUAAAGAGGACUGUAAGGACAUGGCCAAAAUUAAGCAACGUGCACGACCACCAGAGGAUGGAAUUGAGGAACCCAAGCCACGAAUAAAAAAAUGGAAAGGCGUUCGCUGGAAGCGACUGCAUAUAUUGAUAACCUUUCAGAAAAUUGUCUCUCGGCAUUGUGAAAAAGAAAUAUGUGAGGUAAUAGAAAGACUAGGGACCACUUUAAGGCCAGAAACCUUACCUCCAGACCUACGCAAAUGUUGCUUCUGCCAUGAAGAAGGUGAUGGACCUACUGAUGGUCCGGGUCGGUUGCUUAAUUUGGACCUUGAUCUUUGGGUGCAUCUUAACUGUGCACUGUGGUCUACAGAAGUGUAUGAGACACAAGGUGGCGCACUAAUAAAUGUGGAAGUUGCCCUUCAUCGAGGGUUGCUUACAAAGUGUAGUUUGUGCCAGAAAACUGGAGCCACCAAUAGCUGCAACCGCCUUCGUUGCCCAAAUGUGUAUCAUUUUGCAUGUGCCAUCCGUGCAAAGUGUAUGUUCUUUAAGGAUAAGACUAUGUUAUGUCCCAUGCACAAAUUAAAGGGGCCAUGUGAGCAGGAGUUGAGCUGUUUCACAGUCUUCCGACGAGUAUACAUAGAAAGAGAUGAGAUUAGUCAAAUUGCCAGUAUUAUCCAACGGGGAGAUCGCAUCCACAUGUUUAGGGUUGGAGGACUUGUUUUCCAUGCCAUUGGCCAGCUUCUUCCGCAUCAGAUGCAGGAUUUCCAUAGUGUGACUGCCCUCUACCCGGUGGGAUAUGAGUCAACACGAAUUUAUUGGAGUAUGCGACAUAGUCAUCGUCGCUGCUGCUAUCGGUGCAGAGUGUGCGAUAAUAAUGGACGCCCCGAAUUCACAGUCCAAGUUAUUGAGUAUGGCUAUGAGGAUGUGAUACUCACUGAUUCAUCCCCUCAAGCUCUCUGGAAUCGGGUUGCUGAACCUGUAGCACGAAUGAGGAGAGAGACUGGAAUGCUUCGGCUUUUCCCAGAGUAUCUAAAGGGAGAAGAGAUGUUUGGGCUGACCGUGCACGCAGUGUUGCGCAUUGCUGAGUCUUUGCCAGGAGUGGAGAAUUGCCAGAACUAUCUCUUUCGUUAUGGCAAACAUCCUUUAAUGGAGCUGCCCCUCAUGAUCAACCCAACUGGCUGUGCCAGAUCUGAGCCAAAGAUCAUGACCCAUUACAAACGGCCACACACUCUCAACAGUACUAGUAUGUCCAAAGCCUACCAGAGCACCUUUACAGGGGAAACAAACACACCCUACAGCAAGCAGUUUGUGCACUCCAAAUCAUCCCAGUACCGUCGGCUCAAAACAGAGUGGAAAACCAAUGUGUAUCUAGCUCGCUCACGGAUCCAAGGCUUGGGGUUGUACGCCUCAAAGGACCUCGAGAAGCACACCAUGGUCAUUGAGUAUAUAGGCACCAUCAUCAGGAAUGAAGUGGCAAACAGACGUGAGAAGAUCUAUGAAGAACAGAACCGAGGCAUUUAUAUGUUUCGAAUCAAUAAUGAACAUGUAAUUGAUGCCACGCUUACUGGUGGGCCAGCCAGGUACAUUAACCAUUCGUGUGCCCCCAACUGUGUUGCUGAGGUAGUCACUUUUGACAAAGAGGAUAAGAUCAUUAUCAUCUCCAGUCGCCGGAUUCCUAAAGGAGAGGAGCUUACAUAUGACUACCAGUUUGACUUUGAGGAUGAUCAGCACAAGAUCCCUUGUCACUGUGGAGCAUGGAAUUGCCGGAAAUGGAUGAACUGAAUACAAGUGAGAUGUUUUGAAUGCCUCAUCAUCCUGCACAUCUGCCCUUCUGCAGAGAACCUUUGGGGAUAGAGCACAGGACACCUUCAUAUGUGUCUCUGCCAUCACCUCACCCCCAUUUCUGCUAUUUAAGCCUUCCUUGAUAUGGCUGCAGGACUCAGGUAACCCUCUGCCUCUUAAUGUAAGGCAAGUACAGUGACGUCAGGAGAGCACUGCAAGCAGUCUGAUAUCCUCUCCUGAGGUGAAAGGGAUAAACCAGAAGAAAGCAAUGGAGGACCGUUCACUGAAUACGAACAAGCAGAUGUGUACGUGUAGCAUCCUUCCUUCAUCGAAGUUACAAGUGGUCUAUGGAGUAAGGAACCUUUUUUUUUUUCCUAAAUAAAUUCUGUUGACUUCUCCGAGUUGAGACGUUCAGAAAUGUAAAACAAAAAAAAAAAAGAAUCAAUUCUUAGUUAACCAAGCAGUUUGACAAUCCUAAAUCUACUGGACCAUCGGAGCGCAAGAGAGCACAUGAGCCUGCAGACAAAGAGCACAGGAGAGAUGCUUUCAGCGAGCGCCAAUAGACAGUCUCAAAGACUGUUACCUGUCACAGCUACCCAAUCCCGGAGGCACCUGCCAGCACCUACCUCAUCUGCCUGUUGGAUAAUAUUGUGUAUAUGUGACACUCCCAUGGCAAGCUAUAAUAGAUAGCACCUCAUGAACAGUGGCACAGCUAACCUGAAGUUGUGCAAUGAAAAGCUCUCCCACUGAUACCUUUCUGAAGCUUUGUGGCCUGUCUCAUGGCUGUUGAAUUGUGCUUUGAGCAGGCAGAAGUGCACUAAGGGACAUGCUUUCUGCAAACCACCUGCUUUCCCUCCACAACACAUUUCCUCCCCUAUUCUAUGCCCAAAUUCUCCUUCUUCUCAGUACAUGUAGCUUGAGAGGUUGUGAGAAAGCCUGCUGUGUUAUGGGGUAGAGGAAAAUGCUAUUACGGUAGAGGCAUGUGCGUGUGUGUAACAGUAUGGAUGUGUGAAUUUAAGAACCCUUUGUAUACUUUGUAGCAGCUGCGUGUUUAUUAAAGUACUCCCCUACACGGUAUUGCUGUAAAGUCCAAUAUACAAUUUACGGAACAUUCUAGUAGUAUAUAUUUUUGAAGAGGUGAAUAUUUUGUUUUAAAUCUUUUUUUUUUUUUUUUUUAAUGUACUGCUGUCUAUCCCACCCAUCCUUCAAUAUUCUCCACACAUGCAUUAUUCUAAAGCUGCUGCUUUUCUCUUAGAUUUUUUCUUCCCUUUUUUUUUUUUUUUUUUUUUUUUAAAGCACAGUGCUUGGGUGGGAACAGGUGAAAGGGAGUUAUUUAUUUAUACAUGUAAUUAUAUUUAUGUAUUAAAGCCUUGUGUGUGAGGGAAGUACAGGGUCAAUUCUUAUGACUGGCAUGGUAUUCCUGGGGGUUUGCAUACCUGAAAUGUUCAGUUAUGAACUUCCAGUAAUAAAUCAAAGGUAUAUAAGUGAUGAUUAAGCACUAGUAAAGUCCUAGGAAGUGUGGUCAGUCCACAUACUGGUUCUGCAUAGAGUAGGUCACAAUCCUUUUGGCUUCCAAGCUAGAUUUUUGUUUUAACCUGCUAGUGCUUUAAAUGCAAGAAACCUUUUUUUUGUGUGUGUGUGCCAGAGCAGUGUGAAACUUGCCUUGUCCCACAGCUACAUGUCUGUGGAUGUUACUUUAAUAACAGACACAGCAAUUAUGUUUGAAGUGCACAGAAAAAGAUUGAUGGCAAGAAUAGGGCAUUUAAAAUCAAAAAUAGUGUGAAUAAGAGAGGUAAUUAAGUGCUGUUGCUUUUUAACACGAGCUGCUUCCACAACUGUUUUAAAAGCUGCAAACUUGUACAAAUAAAAGGAAAGAUAAGUGUAAAUAAAUGUAAGAAAAUAAAAAAGAAAUAAUAAAAAAAAAAUCGGAAUGGUGCGCAUAGUCAGCACCAUUUUAGCAAGAAAACCACUGGACACUAUGAAAACCCUGCAAAUUCCUAACGAAAUGGCCCUCUUUCUCCAUUUCCCUGCAUCUUUCAACAGUGAAUCUUCUGGGAGAGCACUGGGCUCUUCAGUGGAAGCGAACAGAAAAGUGAUUCUAGAUUAUCAUAGCUAUAAAUACAGUAAUGUAGCUUUUAGGUAUACCCUAUACAGGUUUUAUUUUUUAUAUAUAUAUAAAAAAUAUAAUCCAGACCCAAGCUUGAAAUACUUGAUUUUUUUUCUGCUUGUAUUAAAAAAAAACAAAACAAAAAAAACUUGCUGUGUUUGAUUUUAAUUUUGGUCUUCACUUGCAAAUAUCCGGUUUUCAUUUUAUAAAUAUAUAUAUAUUUCCUUUUUUUUUUUUUUUUUUUUUUUUGCCAUUUCCAUUUUUUUAUUGACAAUUCUAUGAGGAGCUGUAAUUUGUGCGGUGAGAAUUCUGUACAGAAAAUUUGUCCUUGGUAGAAAAUAUAAAAUUAUUCCUUUUUUUAAAAAAAAAAAUGAAAAUAAAAACUUGUACGUGGCAUGUUUUGUAUUGAAUAUAAUUUUGAAAUGUAUAUAAUUUAUGUGAAAGGGGGCAAGUAAGAGAAGUCUCAUUUGCUUCUUUUGGUUUGUUUUUAAAGGACAAAUAAAAUGCAUUUUAAAUACA
Molecule: messenger RNA, 23333 nt
Organism: Xenopus tropicalis (tropical clawed frog)
Lineage: Eukaryota; Metazoa; Chordata; Amphibia; Anura; Pipidae
Gene: kmt2d
Product: lysine methyltransferase 2D
Exons: 55
Coding region: 2309-20707 (6132 amino acids)
Biological process (GO): chromatin remodeling
Cellular component (GO): nucleus
Molecular function (GO): histone H3K4 monomethyltransferase activity; histone H3K4 methyltransferase activity
Source: RefSeq, a predicted model, not a curated record